Podarcis muralis (Common wall lizard) is the source of this 2658-nucleotide messenger RNA. The record is from RefSeq and is a predicted model, not a curated record. Lineage: Eukaryota; Metazoa; Chordata; Lepidosauria; Squamata; Lacertidae.
AACACAAAACAAGUGCUGUCUAACAUGCUGCAGAGGCGUUCUGGCACCAUGAUGCAGCCACCAUCAAUUCACGCAAUUGCUUCACAGCAGCAGCAGCAGCAGCAAACUGCUCCAGAUGAAGCUACUUCAGCAGCAGCAGCAACAGCAGCAACAGCAGCAACAGCAGCAGCGGCUUCUAAGGCAGCAAGCCCAGGGUCCGGCUAUCGACCAGGCUGCUCUUUUUGCUCAACAAAUCCGGCCAGCUUCUCAGCUUCCGCAAUAUCCAGGGAUACAGCAGACACAGACUAUUCCUCAUGGCUACACAAUGUAUAGCACUCAGAUGCCAUUGCAAUCACAGCAGGCCGGAGGCAUCGUCCUUUCGCCUACCUACAACUCCAGGGCCUAUCAAGCAGCUCAUUUGAACCCUGCUCUGAUGGAAAGGCUACGGCAGACACAACAACAGCCGAGUGGGUACAUUCAUCAGCAAGCAGCUGCCUAUCCUCAGCCACUAACAGGCAACCAGCGAUUGAGUCACCAGCCUUUGCAGCAGAAUCCCUUGCUUGGAGGGCCACUCGAUGCCAUGCCAGCCACAGCUUCCCACCCAAACCUUAACUCAGUUCAGAUGCCUCAGGAACAGAUGAGACAGAGACAACAACAAAUUCGACAACAGAGACUCCUUCAGUUGCAGCAGCAGCAGCAGCAGCAGCAGCAGCAGCAGGGACAGCAGCAGGUGCUUAGUCUCCAAGCAAUGCACCCUCAGCAACCUUUGUUUCCAAGACAAGGCUUGCAGCAGACACAACAGCAACAACAGACGGCUGCCCUCGUCAGACAGCUCCAAAAACAGCUGUCAAGUAACCAGCCGCAGCAAGGUGUGAAUCCAUAUGGCCAUCCUUCAAACUUCUGAAUCUGGAAGGUGAAAAUAAGACAAAGUGUUUGCACUGAAGAAUAGGGGAACAGAAUUUGUUGCACUAAAUAUCUCUCUCCCCCCCCCCCCAAUUUUUUGUGCUGCAACUGAUGUGAAUAUAUAAGAAAUAGGUGAUUUUUGUUUUGUUUUUGCACUUAACUAAUUAUAAAUGUAUGGAUUAUGUGGGAUUAUAUGAAGAACAUUUGUUGCUGAAGAAUAUAUGGAUUUGGGGCUUCUAGGGUAUAAACACUCCUUGCUCCCUCCCCUCUACAGGAUUAAAAAUCCUUCCUUUCUUUUUGUGGAAAACAAGUUUUGUUUUUCUUAAGAACUGCACUGGACCAAACUACUUACGAAAAAGGCACUUCCAUUUUUUUUUUAUUUAAUGCACAAGGUGGUCCCCCCCCCUUGUUUUCGGUAAAAUGUGUAUUGAUUUCGGUUUUUUAAAUUAGUUUUGAUCAUGUUUGUAGAUUUCAUAAGCACUUUAUAAAAGAAUUUGUUUGCAAAGUUCCUGAUUUUUUUGUUGCUUUUAUUGUGGUAAUAAAGUUCCUGAAGGAGGAUCCUUACUUGUAUUCAUCAAGUUUCUAUUUAAAAAUCCAGUAGUUUGACAAUAAUAAGCCUACUAGACUUCAGUACAAAUCUCCAUACUGUAGUAAGAUCUCCUACCUGCAGAUGAUCAAAAUGAGUACCCAAAACCUAAAUAAUCACAUGUUCAGUCAUGCUCAGGGUUGCAGCCUAUAACUGCAGUUUGAGACUAGAAUAAUUAAAUGCAUAGGUUUUCAUUCUGUUUCCUGUAAUUCCACUGGAGAUAUGCUAACAUGGGUUUCCACAGCAUGCACCGGAAAUUAAGAUAACCAUUUUCUAUUUCUCAGUGUGGGUAUUUCAGAAUAAUUUCAGGGAAGUUGUUUAAUCGUAUUCUAAGUCUCCUUCCAGGUAUUCUAAACAGUUUUCCAAAAGAUUUCAUAAUACAGUUGAAAUGUAAGGAAAUAGCUGUUUUCUGAAAUGCUGUAGAACUAUUACUUUCCUAUGGUUUUUCCAUAUAUAUUAAAUAAAAUCACUUCAUCCACUCAACUGGGUCUACACUCCCCAUGAAAAAAUGUUCCUUUACACAAACUGUCAUGUCUAGAAGAUGGGUAGUUUUAUUUUUGUAUGACUUUAUUCAGUCAUGAAACCCUAGCUGCAGUCUAAAGUGGUACAUUUCAGACCAAGGUUUACCACCUCAUCUGCUGUUUGUGAGAACUAGGCCUUAGUUUUCUAGUCACAGAAAUAGUUACUUAUUAUUUUGUACGGUGGGUGUUCAAAAAUUUGGUUAUUUUUAGUUGUGUAAAUAAAUUCAGCUGUAUUUAUUUAUAAAUUUGCUGCCAAAGCACAAGUAAAUUAUCAUCAAAUUUAUUACUAUAAAAACAGAAACUAUUUUAAUCUUGUGGAAGUGGCAUUUGCUCAUAUUCGAGUAAAGAAUAAUCAAAAGAAACUACUGUUUUGUGAAUUUUUAGUAUUCUGUGAUAACCUUUUAGAAUUAGAUGCACAAAUUUUGAAUGUGACUCAUGUAGGGCAUUUAAAAAAAUACUUGAGACUAUUUGACUAUGUUUUCUGUAUGAACUUUUCAUUUGCCUUGUGAUAAGCCGAUCGUAAGGCUUACUGUGAAUAAACAAUCUCUACUGAGCAAAUUAGUCAGAUUAUGUCAAAUGAAAUCUGCAUUGCUAUACCCAGCUGAUACAUUUCUACCUUCCCACAGGAUGUCCGAAUCUUUAGUGUAAUAAAUAAUUUUUGAACUGUUG